Molecule: messenger RNA, 1092 nt
Organism: Lactuca virosa
Lineage: Eukaryota; Viridiplantae; Streptophyta; Magnoliopsida; Asterales; Asteraceae
Source: the annotation of a GenBank genome assembly
AUGCAAAUGAAAGAUCAAAUUGGAACUUAUUCCUACUUUCCUUCAACCAAGAUGCAUGUUGGUGGUUUUGGAGCAAUUAAUAUCCGAGCAAGAGCUGUGAUUUUUGUCCCAUAUCUCAAACCAGUUGAGGAGUUCACUUUACUCAUCAGUGACUGGUGGAAAUCAGAUCAGAGGACACUACAACAAACACUCGACUCUGGGAACACUCUUCCCAUGGCUGAUGCUCUACUAAUCAAUGGUCAUGUUCAAUCAACCUCUUUCACUACUCAAAAUGGUCAAAGGUACAUGUUUAGAGUAUCAAAUGUGGCCUUAACCACUUCAAUUAACUUCAGAAUCCAAAACCAUACACUGACACUAGUCGAAACUGAAGGAUCACAUACUUUACAAGAAUCAUACGAAUCACUAGACAUUCAUGUUGGUCAAUCCUCUUCUUUCUUGGUCAACCUUAAUGCUCCUGUAGAAGACUACUUCAUUGUUGCUUCAACUCGUUUCACCAAACCAGUUCUUACAGCUAUAGCAACCCUCCACUAUGAUGGCUCCACCACCAAAGCUUCUUUACCACUACCAUGGGGUCCCACCUAUGAGAUUCAUUGGUCAAUGAAACAAGCAAAGGCGCUUAAUUCGUUGAAAUCGGUUCAACUUACCGACCAAUUUAUUGCUAUGGGAGAGGAAGUCAGAAUUACCGACUUCGAUGUCAGCGGUGGAGAUGACGACGACCGAGUUUCAGAGUGGGAGGUCGGAGUUGAUAGCGGCGGCGCUAGCGGUGGAGCUGGAGGGGAAGCUGACUCCGCUUUGCGAGCCGAUGAUUCUUCCAUAACUUUGUUGAAAAGGAUUCGUUUGGUUUGGACUUCUCAACUGCACAAGCGAUUUGUGGAGGUUGUUGGGAAUUUAGGAGUGAAGAACGUUGUUCCUAAAACGAUUAUGCAGAUGAUGAACGUUGAAGGAUUGACCAGAGAGAACGUCGCCAGUCAUUUACGGAAGUAUAGGCUUUAUGUAAAACGGAUGCACGGAUCAUCUAACGAAGGGCCAUCUUCUUCCGAUCCUUUGUUCGCUUCCGCUGUUGUUCCCAAGAGGUUUCACGAUUCAGAUUAG